Ostreobium quekettii is the source of this 2925-nucleotide messenger RNA. The record is from the annotation of a GenBank genome assembly. Lineage: Eukaryota; Viridiplantae; Chlorophyta; Ulvophyceae; Bryopsidales; Ostreobiaceae.
AUGGAGCAGAACGCGGGAGCGCAAGUGGGCACCGGCGGUGCCCCCGCGGCGCCGGAGGCGGCUGGGGUGGGCGUCUCGGCGAGGCGGCAGCCCGGGAAGCCCUACGCCUGGGUGGCGCUGGUGAUGGGCCUGGACCUGUCGUAUGUGGGUGCCGCCCUCGUGCUGGCGUCGUCCAUCAAACGCCGCAGCAGCGCCGCGGAGAUGGUGGUGAUGGUGACGCCCGACGUGCCGCAGUCGGCACGGGGGGUGCUGGGCGCGGUGGCCGACGCCGUGGUGGAGGUGCCCUACCUGGAGACGCUGGCGCUGCAGAAGUACUCCGAGCGCUUCGACAAGAUGUAUAACUACUGGCUGGACAAGUGCUUCACGAAGUUUGCGAUGUUCGGGCUGACGGAGUACAAGAAGGUGGCGUUCCUGGACGCGGACAUGCUGGCCGUGGAGGACCCCGACGCGCUGUUCGACUGCCCGGCGCCCGCCGGCAUAUGCUCCGCCGUGAGGGAGAUCCGGGAGAACGAGAGGAUGCACGGGCAGAAGCUCCCGAGGACGAUCGUGGAGGAGAGCCUGAAGAACGGGCAGGGGCGGUACGGCGUGCGCGGCUGCCUGCUCAUAAUGGAGCCCUGCGAGGCGACGCUGGCCCGGAUCCGCGCCAAGGUGGAGGCGCGCGAGCAUUACGGGUCUGUGGAGUCGAUGGUGGGACCCGACGAGCUGCUCAUCACGCGGUACUUCAUCAACGAGUGGAGCCACAUACACGCCAAGUACGGCUGGGUGUCGUGGGCGGACCGGGAGGAGCUGGGCGUGGCGCCGGUGUUCCUGCACUACGUGAGCCAGAAGCCAUGGGACGAGGGCGAGGACUGGGAUGACUUCGAGUACUGGAAGGUCGAGGCGCGGGGGGUGGUCAAGGCGGUGCCCAGCAGCAUGUGCUAUUUUGGCCGUCUCAUGGAUGAAAUAGGGUCUCAGGCAGGUGUCGAGGUUACUGACAAGAUGCGGGAGGAUGCGAGGGAGAUCAAGGAGAGCGCCAACCUGAAGAAGGCGGAGGCCAAGGCCAUGCGGGAGAAUCGGGCCUCCAGGCUGAACAUUGACCUCACUUCCAACUUUGCUCCGCGUGCCACACCCAGGAGCGGGAGGAUGGCCGUAGGGCGCCAGGUGCCACCGCUGAGUCCAUCAUCGCGCUUGGGAUCCACGCAAGGGGGCUUUAACUCGGUGCAGAAAGCCAAUGGACAGAACUCAGGACGGUGGCGCAAUCCAAGCCCAGUGGCUGUGACCCGAUGUUCUCCAGUUGUUGAUGCUGCCCAGACUCCAGCUGUGGCCGAGUCAGAUGCAGCCACAGCGCCAGCCCUGCAGAGCAAGAGUGGGAAAGUGACCAAGGCUUCCCCAAACAUCUUGGUGGUGGACGGUUUCAAGCGUCCAUAUCCGUCCAAACCCCGUGCCGACAAAGCCCCUGGUGCUCCUGCCACCCCCAAAGAUUUGGCAGUUGGACCCUCAGCUGCACGCCCAAACACUGUGCCAAAGCUGAACUUGUCGAUCAUGAAGACCGAUCCCAAGGCACCCCCGCCAAAGAAGAGCUCAGAUGACUCCGAUCGAGGGGAGGGAGAUCCUGGGACUUGGCAAGGCAUGCACUGGCACAAGAAGCGGGGAGUUGAACCACCAAGCAGCGUGAGGAGCGCUGCUGACGAAAUGGACAGCUGGCGGCGGGGCGCACCAGCCCAGGCGCAGGGCUCAGGCCCUCAGAGCGCCCGGCCUUGGACUGGUGGCCUGGAGUCGCAGCUGGUGACAACGCCCCCAGCAACUGCUCGCCCAUACCUUGGCGUUCAGGAGAUCGCCGAUCCUGCAAGCCCGCCCAACAGCGCCCGGCCCUGGGCGUCUGGACAGGAGGCCCGUCCCCCUGUGACCCCACCAGGCAGUGCUCGCGUUGGCCAGCGUUCGGCACGCUAUGAACGAUGGGAUGCCCCAAAGAGCUCACGGGCUGACAUGGCAUCAAGCUGGCGGUCGACCCCAAGAGGUUCGACUGAAGAACAGGGGAAGGAGCGGAGCGAACCCCCCACUCGAGGGUGGGGAGGGCGCAGCCUGGGCACAGGCGAUGCAGGUGCGCAACCAUACUCUGCCCGGGUUGCUGCAACCACACAGCCCCAAGUGCAGGGUGGUGAACCACCGGGUCUGCAGCAGGGAACAAGAGUCCUGUCCAUCAACAGGCAGUUUGGGAGUACUGGAAACCUGGAAAUGCCACCAGGUAUGCUGGGCUUCGAUUGGAACACUGUCAACUCAACCUUGGUGGAUGCUGGACGCCCUGCUGGUCUGUCAUUGGAUGCAGCGGGUGGCAGCGCCAACCACCAAAGCGGUGCAUCAGACAACAUCAUAGCGCUCCUGGGGAAGCAGUGCACGGAUGGCUGGCCCAGCAGGACCUACCCGAUGGACCAGCAACAGCACCAGAGGGCAGGGCAAGCGAACACCGGGCUGCUUGGUAGCAACGUUGUGGCAAUGGGAAACGGCCUGGGAAUGGGUUCGACGCCUCUCGCUGCAAGCCAACCGAUGUACGGGCUGCCCAGUGACUCGUUGGGCCAUGCACUGGCACACCCAGACUACUCUGCUGCUUAUGGAGCUCUUCGCGACUCAGCGGCCCUUCGUCUGACCUCCGCCCUUGCGAGCGGGGGACAGAGGAACGGGAGCACAGUGGGUGGUGGCAUCGGUGGCCACGACAGCAGACAGCAGUGGUGGUCUGGUGCCUCCCAGCGUGGCGUGCAGGGAGAUGGAAAGCUUGGCGGACGGGGUUUUGACACCAUGGGGCAGGACACUCUGUUGCGAGUCGCUCAACUGAAUCUGGGAGGGGGGGAAGGAGGGCAGAGUGGAAAUAGAGGGGUCAGGCAGGCCACAUGGGGCCAGGGUCCUGAGGUGGCUAGAUCGGGUAGCGGUAGUUCCUAUUACUGGGCAUGA